AUGCUGGGCUCCCCCUACCCGCUGUGGCUCCUGGCUGUGACCGUCUCCUUAGUGUCCAGGGCUCAGCCCUUGGCUCCUCAAGACUUCGAUGAUGAAGAGGGAGACGAGACACCCAGGACGACAACCUUGCAGUAUGAAUUCUGUGACUAUGACCGCUGCCGCCACCUGCAGGUACCCUGUGAGGAGCUGCAGCGGGCGGGGCCCUGCCGGUGCCCGGGACUGUCCAGCGCCUCGCAACCGCCAGAUCCACCCAGCCUGGGGGACGUGCACGUGAUGGCCGAGGAGGGCCGUGCGGUGGUGCACUGGUGUGCGCCCCUCUCCCCGGUCCACCAGUACUGGCUGCUACUUUGGGAAAGCAGUGAGACUCCUCAAAUGGGGAGACACUUCAAUUCGACCGUGCGAAAUGCAGAACUGAAGGGGCUGAAGCCCGGGGGCACUUAUGUCAUUUGUGUGGUGGCGGCCAACGCAGCAGGAGAAAGCAUCUUGUUUGGGACAGAUGGAAAGAGCCUUCCAGAAGCCAACUUCUCCCCAUUGGGGCCCUGCAGACAGCUCACCGUGCCCAUCAAGCCAAGCACUGUGGUCCUCGUGACCGUGGCCGUGGGUACAGGCCUGACCCUGAUCUGCUGUUUGGCCCUGGUCUGGCACUUCUGUCUACGGGAUCACUGGGGCUGCCCCCGCCAAAGGAUCACCCAAGCUGCCAAAUUCCUCUUAGAAGUUCAGUACAUGCAAGAGACGCAGAAGCAAUUACGAAGGCUGGUGCAUGAGAUAGGCCUGGAGCUGAAGAGCACUGCUGUCUGUUCCCAAGUGCGGCGCACUCGAGAUGGCUUUUUCACAUUGAACGAUGCCCUGCUAAGGACCCAGUGGGACCUCCAUAGCAUCCAGGAUGCUAUCCAGGCUGCAGCCCCCCGAGUGGCAGCUGAGCUGGAGAAGAGCUUGAGGCCGGUGCCAGCCACCCCGCCCUGCCUGUGCCUGUCGCGCAUGCGCGUGGGUCGCGCGCAGGCUGACCGGAACGCGCUCUCUGGCCCUCGGCGGCACCCGUCCACAGCCGCUCCACGUGACCCAAACAGAUUCGGGUACUUCCGCCUCCCCUCGGCUUUCUUCCCGUCCGUGUUUGCGGUGGGUCCCGAGGCCGGAGGGAGGACGCGCGCCGGGCCUCGCGACGUCCGGGCGGCAUUGCGUGCAGACCGGGGUCCACCCCGCGCUGACCUGCCUCUGCUUUCCUCCUCGUCCCCCUUCAGGUCCCCGUAG
Molecule: messenger RNA, 1248 nt
Organism: Elephantulus edwardii (Cape elephant shrew)
Lineage: Eukaryota; Metazoa; Chordata; Mammalia; Macroscelidea; Macroscelididae
Gene: LRRN4CL
Product: LRRN4 C-terminal like
Exons: 3
Coding region: 1-1248 (415 amino acids)
Biological process (GO): pseudouridine synthesis
Molecular function (GO): pseudouridine synthase activity; protein binding; RNA binding
Source: RefSeq, a predicted model, not a curated record